Molecule: messenger RNA, 3234 nt
Organism: Lolium perenne
Lineage: Eukaryota; Viridiplantae; Streptophyta; Magnoliopsida; Poales; Poaceae
Product: ABC transporter F family member 1
Molecular function (GO): ATP hydrolysis activity; ATP binding
Source: RefSeq, a predicted model, not a curated record
AACCCUUAAAACCCCAGUCUUUCGCGCAGCAGCGGCGGAGCAGAGUGAAGAACCAAACGAACCCUAGAUGAUCGUGUUCUUGUCCCUCCACUGACCACCACAAUGCCAUCUGAGGCGCAGAAGAAGAGGGAUAGGGAGAAGAGAGAGCAGGGCCAAGCCAAGCGGGCGGCCAAGCAGUCGGCGCCGCCGCCCAAAAAGGCCGCGCCGGCGGCCGCGCCGAGCCCUCCCAACCUCGACAAAGGCGACGAUUUGGAGUGCGAUAGCUUACUGACUUCGGACAAGUAUUCUCAUGAUGUUGAGAUUUCCAUUAAAUCUCUUGCAUUUCGGGGAGAGGACCUCGUCACCAAGUCUACUCUGAAACUGGAGCAUGGCAGGAAGUAUGGACUUGUAAGUUCAUCAAGAUCAGGAAAGUCAGUUCUCUUCAGAGCAUUGACAGACAAGAGCAUGAAGAUUCCACUGCACAUGGAAGUGUGCCCUCCGCUGUAUAACCCCGAGCACAGCCAUCUGUCUGUCAGAGAGUAUGUGACGUCCUGUAAUGAAGAAAUAGACAAGAUUGAACAUAUAUGUGGAGUAUUGGCUAUCGAGGGUGUCGGUGAUACUGAAGCUGCAAACCUCUUAUCUUGGCGGCACGCAAUGUUGGAAGAUUCACUUGUGGAACAUCGUGCUUUCCAAGUGCUGCAUGGACUAGGAUUCGACAGAGAUAUGCAAGAAACAGUGAUUGAAAAGCUCGAGGACAGAUGGCAUAUGGCUAUCGCAUUGGCAAAAGCGUUGGUCGUGAACCCAGCAAUUCUCUUGCUUGAUGAACCGACACAUUACCUUGACCUAUAUGCGUUAAUUUGGCUUUCCAGUUGGUUGAAUAAACUAAACAACAACUGUAUACUCAUUGUCAAGUCAAAUGAUGUGGAGUUUCUGAGUGAGGUCUGUGAUAAUUUCAUUGAUCUGCACAACAGUAAGUUGAAGCAAUAUGAUGGUACAUAUGAAGAUUAUUCCAAGUCGAAGGAAGUGGACCUCUCAUACCAAUCUCCACCUUUCCAUUUGGCAAAUGCAGAAAAAAUAAUGCCACCAUUUCUGCAGCUUGUUGCUCUAGAGAAAACGUAUCCUCCUGGCAAAGUUAUUUUCAACAACGCCAAUUUGGAUAUUGAUUUGAAUUCGAGAAUUGCACUGAUUGGCGUCAAAGGGGCAGGAAAAACCACACUUUUAAAUAUAUUGGCAGGUGCUGUGGUUGGAGGCAUGUCACGCAGUUCCAACUUACGGAUAGGACACUUUGAUCAGGUUCUAGUUGAGAAGCUGGAGCUGGACCAGUCAGUCGGGGACUAUGUCCAAAAGGAAUGCCAUGCGGAGAAAAAAAGUGGAAUGCUACAGUUUUGGCUGUCAAGUUCAAUGCGUCGCAAGAAAACACGCACUCUCAUGCAUGAUCAAAAGGCAUCUCUUGCUUUUGCUUGCAUAGCAGCCAAGAAGCCCCAUUUGUUGUUGAUUGAUGAUCCAACCAAGUUCAUGGACUUCGAGAGCAUUGAAUCCCUAGCGAUGGCAUUGAAAAACUGGGAAGGUGCUUUUGUGUUGGUGAGUAAUAACAUCAGAUUAAUCAAUGCUGCACUUUGUGAUGUCUGGGUCUGUGGGAGUAAAGAACUCCUCAAAAUUGAAAGUAAUAUCACGGAGUUAAGUCAAGAAAUCAAGGACCAAAAUGAAAACAUGAAACUUCUUGAAGAUCCAACAGCUUUUAGAGGUUCCUACCCCCGAUUUGCUAUAUUUACCAACUCAAAAAAUGUUACCAAAUUUGCUGAAGCUGUUCACUCGUCACUUGUAUAUGAGGAGUAUAUUGAUGGCUUGAAGUGCAGCUACAAGCCAAACUGCAUUCGCUUUGGUGAAUAUAAAAAACAGAUAGCAAUGGUUACAUCUGCGCCUACCUGUAGCCUAGCAAAGGGUGACAUGCAAAUUCAAGGUGAGAUGUUUGUUUGGAAGACCUACAGAAUGACAACUGACCCGGGAAAGCUGAUAUGCAAAUCGUUGCUUUACAUCCUUCAUGAGUCCGAGUCAAUGGUAGAGUGCUUGAGUGAUUUUGACGAAUCACAUGUCUGGGUAAGUCCUGAUGGUAGAGCACUUCUUAGAGGACCCCGACGCAAGAGGCUCUGUAAGAUUCAGUUGAGAAGAAACCGCAUGUCCAUUCACAAGAUAAUAUCAGACAUGUGUUCAGAGGGUGGUGCAAUUCCACCAGAUACAAGUUAUCUCCUUGACAUGAUAAAGAAUAAACCUGAGAUGUCAUACAUGUACCAUAUUCAGUGUUCGCUCGCACCAAUCAGUCAAACCGCGCCGCUGUUCAUGAGGAUGCAGGAGCAUCUUUGCCGGGACAUAAAAGAUGUUGCCCUGAAGGAACAUAUUCUACUGGCGAUUCCGUAUGUUGAGUUUGGAGAGUGGCAUGGUUUAUUCACUGAUAACUAUAUUCUCCGAGAAACAUACUAUUAUCCUGACAGGAACCACGUACACUCGGCUUACAUCUUACCACCACUCCCGCUGCUGCCAACACCUCAGGAAAUACGUGAGAGGCAGAUCAAAGAAGCAGACCUGUUUCUUCUCUGUUUAAGGAAUAGAGCGAAGCACAGAAUGGACUAUCUCCGGCGGGUGACUCACUAUUUAGCCCAAGGCUCAGAUUUAGCAACACAUGCACGGUUCUCGCUGGUAAAUUGUGUCCUGCAAGAAGAAUUGGAGAGAGCUAAAGAGACAAAGGACCUGAAGCUGCAUGAGUUUCUUUGAGGAUGGUCUCUCAUUCCUUGAGGGUUGAGACCACGGUUUGGCAGCAAAGUUGCAGAUAACUCUUCAGGGGGGCCAUCACCUCCAGGGAGAUAUAGAACUCCGCUGAAGUGAUCAAGCACGCUGUCUGCAAGGGCACCAAGGCCGUUACCAUGCUCCUUCGAUUUCGGGCUUCUUGUCUGAAGAGUCAGGUUCAGCCCUACAUUUGUACUGUGUUAACUAGGCUGGCUGUGCUGUUGUUUGGCUCCGGAGAAAAAGCAAUGGUCGUGUGAUUCUCAUUUGAAUCAUUGCCUUAACUUCCUUGUUUCUCUUCCUGUCCUUGAUCUUGUCUUUUAGUCCGGUGAGGAUCCUUGCGUUAAUUUGCUUGUUUCUCUUACUAUCUUUGAUUUUGUGUAGCAAGUUCUUUUUUCUGUUUUGUAUUGUUGUCGCGGCAACAUCACUCGCACAGAUAUGACGGUAUUGUCUCAGAUCAAAAUCAAUCAUCUCCAA